UCCAUAAAAAUUGUUUAUUUAUAUCUGAAGCACGAUUAUAUGUUUUCAAGCGGCAAAACUUGAUCAACAGAGGGAAAAACCUCAAUGUGAAUCAUUUAUUCUAAGUAUUUUGAAAUCGUGCUGUUGCUUAGAAUAAGAGGAACCAAUAUGGAAAUCAUUAAAAUUGAAGUUGACGAUGUACCCUUCGGCUAUGAUUGUGUAAUUUGUCGAGAGCGGUAUUCAACGCGGCUGGAGCGAAAUGAUCAUUUGGAAACACACUUUAUACACAAAAAAUGCAGCGAUUGUAAUCGUCUAGUGAUAUUAAUUGGCGAUUUGGAAUUUGAACUACAUCGACCAGCCCAUUGUACGAAAGUCUGUCAAAGUGAUAGUAAUGAUUAUGAGGAUUUGCAACCAUUUGUUGCGAUAGAAAGACUGAAAGACGUUGCCGUAGAUGUAUCAACAGAAGAUAAUGACGACGAUGACGAAGCGUUGAAUAAGACGGUGAUGAAGGAAGAAACCGAUUCGGACGAUUGUCCCUUGAGCAUUGUUGCUGACAUUUCCAGGCACACGGUUUGUGAACAAGUCAUUUUUUCAAAGGAAGAUGACGAUCCACCCGAACAGCCAAAACCAAGCAAAAGAAAACGAAAUCGAAAAAAGCCUACGAAAAAAGACGAAGAUAUUGGUGAAGAUAAGAAAUCGGCUCGAAUUCAGAAAUCUCGACCAGUGAAGAUAAUAGCCUGCAAUCAAGAAGGUUGCACCGAAGAAUUUCGGCAAAAGCAAUUGUUGCGUAAACACUUGAAAACAGUUCAUGGCAUCGUCGAAAAGCAUUUGUGUUCAAUAUGCAAAUUUGCUUUUGCCGAUAAGUCGAAUUUAAAACAUCACAUGGUCACCCAUACCGAUGAUAAGCGAUUUAUUUGUUCGUUUUGCGGAGCACGCUUCCAUAAAUUGACAAAUAUGACCGAACAUAUGAACGCUCAUUUGGGACUGAAGCCAUACAAAUGCGAAAUUUGUGGAAAAGAUUUUGGCAGAAGUAAUCACAAACGACAACAUAUGAGGGUUCACACCGGAGAAAAACCGUACAUCUGCCAGAUCGUGAAUGAUUGUACGCGAGCCUAUAUGUUUAAAAUUGAUUUAAAACGACACCAGCGAUCGGUGCAUGGCAUAAUUGAAAAGACAUUUACGUGCAAAAUCUGUGACAAAAUAUUUUAUGAAAAUAAGUAUCUCACCAAGCACAUGGCCACUGCACAUUCGUAGAAGAGCCAGCAAUAUUCUUUUCCAAGUUUAGAUUAAAAGUUAGAUAAAAACUCAUUAAUUUAUUAUAACCAAUAUAUGGAGUCACAAAGAAGUGGCAAAAUAAACUUUCUCUUAGUUUUGCCAA
Molecule: messenger RNA, 1357 nt
Organism: Sitodiplosis mosellana (orange wheat blossom midge)
Lineage: Eukaryota; Metazoa; Arthropoda; Insecta; Diptera; Cecidomyiidae
Product: zinc finger protein 577-like
Exons: 3
Coding region: 148-1233 (361 amino acids)
Source: RefSeq, a predicted model, not a curated record